Fopius arisanus is the source of this 3263-nucleotide messenger RNA. It is a transcript of the gene dyl, whose product is annotated as dusky-like. The record is from RefSeq and is a predicted model, not a curated record. NCBI's taxonomy places the organism in Eukaryota, Metazoa, Arthropoda, Insecta, Hymenoptera, Braconidae.
ACAAUCGCCAAAGUUACCUGGAGACCCACAUUUCAAGUUCUUCAUUUAAAAUUACCAAAAAUAUCAAUUAACGGGGAAUUGAGCGUUAAAAGUGCCAAGUGUGUGUGCCAUAGGAUUACAUCGACCAUUUACCAAAUCAAGAAUACGCACACUCAGCCAAGAUGGAAAGAACGCGGAGGAGUUUACGGAGAGCCAUUUUGAGUGUCUUAUUGCCGAUUAUGCUGGCCCUUAGUGUAAAAUGUGAAGCGCCAUUGGUGGACAGUAGCGCUUUGCCACUUGAGCACAGAUCAGUAUACGGCCCUCCGGCCCAAUACGGCCCCCCAGGUCACGGGGCCGAGGAGAACUGGCCCCUGGCGUCUCCAGACACACCCCAAAUCAAGCACCUGCAGGUCCAGUGCGAAAAAACCCACAUGAGGGUGAACAUCGAAUUUGAUCGGCCCUUCUACGGCAUGAUCUUCAGCAAGGGUUUCUAUUCAGAUCCCCACUGCGUCCAUUUGAAACCGGGUACAGGUCACUUGAGUGCAACAUUCGAGAUCUUCCUGAAUUCCUGUGGUAUGAGCAGCUCAGCCAAUCACAAUGUCGCUGCGUAUGGUGCACCAACGCCAUCGGGAAGCUACGUCGAGAAUACCAUCAUCAUUCAGUACGAUCCUUAUGUCCAGGAGGUUUGGGAUCAGGCCAGAAAGCUCAGAUGCACGUGGUACGACUUCUACGAGAAGGCCGUCACCUUCAGGCCCUUCCAAGUCGACAUGCUCCACGCUGUCACAGCUAAUUUCCUCGGGGACAAUCUCCAGUGUUGGAUGCAAAUUCAGGUUGGCAAGGGUCCAUGGGCUUCUGAGGUCUCUGGAAUCGUCAAGAUUGGACAGACCAUGACUAUGGUUCUGGCUAUCAAGGACGACGAGAAUAAAUUCGACAUGUUAGUCAGAAAUUGCGUUGCACAUGACGGCAAGAGGGCACCCAUUCAGCUUGUCGAUCAGUACGGGUGUGUCGUCAGGCCCAAAAUCAUGUCAAGGUUCCAGAAGAUCAAAAAUUUCGGUCCAAGCGCAUCAGUCGUCAGCUUCGCUUAUUUCCAAGCAUUCAAAUUCCCAGAUAGCAUGAAUGUUCACUUCCAGUGUGUCAUCCAGGUUUGCAGAUACAACUGUCCUGAGCCCAAGUGUGGACAUCCAGGUCUGGAAUACGCUGGAGCUGCAGGACUAUCAUCGGAAUAUAGAGCCCCAGUGCAUCAGAGUCUGGGUUCAGAAUAUGGUGCACCACCGGUGCCUGAAUACGGUGUGCCACCAGCAUACCCUGACCCACGCCAUCCCAGUGGACCCGCUGGCGCAUACAGCGAGCCAAAUCCUGACGUUGUGCCAGCACCACAAGCUCAGACUUCCUCGUCCUCACCAAGCUCAACCCCAGGGGACUCACCAGCUAGCAGCUCUCCACAGAGUCCUCAGGAUAAUAUCCAUCUACCGCCUCCUCCUCUUCCAGGGCAUCCUGCUGGAGCUUAUCAAACGGUCAAGAGAAAGGGAACCGUUGGACCCGAUGAGCUAGAGGGCAAUCUAGCAACCCUCGGAGGCCGCCCCAGGUCGGUUGAGGGUAUGCCUGCUGAGCUGAGGGGUGCCAGAAGACGAAGACAUCUCGACGUCAUCGAAAUCGAUCCCAGUCUCUUCCACGAGAUGACAGUGGUCUCUUCCCACGUGUACAAACGAGCAGCUCAGGAGAUGACGGACGUCAACACGUCCCGAAUAAUUCAAGUAGUUGCACCAGGUGACGUAAACUUCGCCUUGGGUGCAGCAAGCACAAACAACGACACAACAGUCGUCAUUUCAAACUCGUCAAGCGAUCCGGAGACGAUUUGCAUGUCGUUACCAGGUUUCGUUGGUGGUUUAGUAAUGCUCCUUCUCGUCAUCAUCGUGGCGUCCCUCGUUGCGGCAUUCCUCUUCGUCCGGGUGAGAGCAGUGGAUCGCAAAAAUGCCGCCGUCAGCAGCCCUUAUGCUCAUGCCAUCUACCCACCAGACGCAUGCAAUAUCCCUAACACCGAAUUCGUCAAAGUGGCUAAUUGCUCCUCAUAAUGACCAUUUUUAAAAGAGAGAAAUUACCGAGGAUGAUUUACGAACUGAGAACAAAUCGCCGUGGGCAAUUCUCUCAUCAUCACAUCAUUAUUCAUUUCAUUAAUUUCCAUCUUGCAGUCAGCCUUUUGUUCUUCCCCUAGUUAACCGCGGGAAAAUUGAUAUUUCGCGUAGGUAGUAGGUGGAAUCUUCAUGUAAAUAAGAUCUCGAGAUUGUAUCCUAUAGAUACGAAAGAGAGGAGCGAAAGGAAAUACUGAAAACACAAGGAAAUUCACGCGGCCCCUUUGAGGAGCCUCCCAGUUCAAAACGAAACUAGUGAAAUACGAGGAAAACAUUGCGCUACGAAUUCUCGAUCAAAACAGAAUGCAAAUAAAAUAAUAAUAGAAGACUGCUCAGUUCAGAGGAGCGGAACGAAAUCAAUUGAGUGAUUUGAAGGGAUAAAUCAUUUUAAUAAUUAUUUAAAAAUGAAAGUUCGAUUGAGCAAAUUGUUUAAAUCAUUUUCUUAGAAAUCGUAGCGCAAAGCUUUCGUCUUAUUUUUUAAUCGUUUUGGUUGUUUACUGUCGAGGCUUCUUAAAUUCGGCGUCUCGUCGACGAGCGAGCGUCAAUCCUGGUGGAGCUAGUGUAAAUAAAUAGCAGGGCAGCUCAGAACUCCACCAGGUUACGAGGCUACUACCCUGCCACCUGAUUUUUCCAAAUUAUCGUCACUCAAUUACUAGUAUCUCUCGUUAUUUAUGUACUCGUUUAAUCAAUUCUUCAUACCUCAUUCACAUCAUUUGUACUUUGGCUUACUUCGAGGUGAAAUUCAAUUUUUAUUUAUUUAUUAUUUUGUGAUUACGAAUUGAAGGUCUACCUCGAUGAUGACCCAAAAUACACUCUCAAUACUUUUUUUUUCGGUCAUUACGGAGUAUUUCUUUAUUACUAAUGCGAUCGAGAGACGAGACGAGAUUGAUAAUUUAACUUAUUUUAUUUUCCCUGUCACCGUUAAAUUUCAUUUCUUUCUCUUUUCCACACAUCUUGAUUUAAGUCACCGUCCAGUGGAUAUUCCCGGGAGGGAAUACGGUAUUGUAUGUGUCUUCAGCACACGAAAAAUUCAACGUUCAGACGAGUUUUGAAACGCUAAAGUGUUACGGUAAGAUGUUAGACGAGGAACACGCGAUAGGUGUGUUAUUAUGACUAUUUUGAUAAUUGAUAUGAAUAUAUUAUAAUUUUUAUUUA